AUGCUGUGGUUUUCGAGUGUUCCGUUUUUUGUGUGUACUUUAACAUGGAGUGUCUCUGGUCACCUCAUAAAACCCUCGGAAGAACAGAAACCAAUCAAUUAUACUGGGUGAGUCUUGAAUCUUCAAACCCCCGCCCCCCCAAAAAUUGAAAAAGAUUUUUUUACAGUUAUUCUUUGCUUCAAUUCAAAACUCAUGCGUCAUCUAAUUCAAUUAGUAAAAUUCAAAAGUUCAAUGUGCAAGUGAAUGAGGUACGUUUUUGUUUCACCAUACGCACUUUUGCACCAACACUGUAAUUGUUUGGUUUCAGAAAACAAACUCGGUCCGUCUUCUUAUUGAAAUCUGGGCAAAACCUUCAUUUCAAAAUCCAUAUGCCCUUGUUCUGGUUGCUCCCGAGUUUAUUGAUAAAUUCAAGUCCUUGCUCACUUGCAGUGAAACUGAAACUCUAAAAGAGAUUGAACGAAACAUUCAAAGGUACCCACUCUUCUGAACGUGAACCAUGCCCCCAAUAUUUGUGUUUUCAGCAAAAUCGAUGAAGAACAAACAGCAAUGUUCCGAGAUUCGAUCGGUCGGCAAAAAAGAUCCCUCAGCACUUGGUAUGAUUUUGAAGUCAGUGAAUAUCAUUCGUACGACCAGGUUAGCUUAAUUUACUUGCAUUCAUAAUAACCUACGAUUCGUUUUUUUUUGAAGAUGAGAGACUUUCUCACGUUGCUCUCAGAACAGAUCCCGGACACAGUGGAACUAGUACAAGUGUCUACCUCAUUCGAGGGAAGAAUUGUUUACGGUGUCAAGGUGAGACGGAACUAACCCGAAUUCUUUUUCCCGUGUUAGUCUAACGACAGAUUCUGCUUUUUAAAGAUCCAUCCGCUAGUGUCACCUCCAAACAAGUCCUCAAUCGUUGUCGACGCCGGCGUCCAUGCUCGGGAAUGGAUUGCACCAGCAGUGGCUCUCUAUUUGAUCAAAACAAUAGUUCUGCAAUACGGUGAAACAUCCAAUGUGACGGACAAUCUGAACAAAUUCGACUGGUACAUAAUUCCACAAGUCAAUCCUGAUGGAUACGAGUACAGCAGAACACAGGUACGAUAAUAUACAAAGAAGAAAACAAAGACUUGAAUAUCAUAAGGAUCGUUUGUGGCGAAAGACUCGAAGCUUCAACAGCACUGUAAGCAAACAUUGUUUUGGCUCAGAUGGGAACAGGAAUUGGGGAUAUCGUUGGGGUAAAUUCUUAUAAUACGUAAAAAUGAGUUAUUAAUUUUUAAACUUUGUAGGAGAAGUUGGCGCCACUCGUGAUCCUUGUUCGUAUCUUUAUCAAGGAAGUCAUCCGUAUUCGGAACCAGAAAUUGCAGGUGAAAAUAGCAGUUUUCAUUGAAAGCAAGAUUAUUUUAGGAUUGAAGCAAUUUCUCACAGAGCAAGUCAGUAAUCCAAUUGUCUAUGCCAGUUUGCACUCGUACGGCCAAAUCUUCUUAGCUCCAUGGGGUCACACAAAUAAUAAGACUGCCAACCAUGAUGAUCUGGUAUUGUGUGCCCUAAAAGAAACCGUGGAAAGCGGUUGUGACUGCAAACUGUGAAACGAUUUCAGAUAGACGCUGUCAGUGAGGCUGUUGCCGCGAUCAAUGCAACCACCGGAUCGGUCUAUAUUUACGGAACCAUUUCCGAAAUGAUGUGUUCGUCAAUCUAGUCUAGUUAAUAUAAUAACCCUUUUUUUUCAGAUCCGUCUGCAGGAUCAAGCAUCGACUUUAUGCAACACCGUGGAGUACCGUAUGUGUACGGCAUCGAACUUCCGCCCACUAAUGAAGUGAAUAAUUUUGCGUUUAACCUUCCACCAAAUCGGAUAAAGGAAACUGGUACUGUCUAUUGAUACACGACUUCGAACCAAUACGUUUUCAGGAGACGAGAUAUUAGCAGCAUUGCACGCGAUUGCAGAUCAUGCCGUCAAAGUUAAGAAUCUUUGA
This is a messenger RNA of Caenorhabditis sp. 36 PRJEB53466, 1949 nucleotides long. Lineage: Eukaryota; Metazoa; Nematoda; Chromadorea; Rhabditida; Rhabditidae. The record is from the annotation of a GenBank genome assembly.